AAAAGUCUUUCACUGUUUGAAACAAAGAAAAGAAUAUAUUUGCCUUAACAACUAAUCCAUCUAUCCUUCAAAUUUUGUUCAUAAAUUUCUAAAAGCCAAUACAAGUUUUAUUUCAUUGACAUGAAUUUCAUCAACACUUUUAUUAUAUUCACGUGUCUCAUUUCAUGGGCAUGUUGUCAAGAACAUAUAGACAUAGAACAAGUUCCAAGAAUCUUGGAACACAAGCAAGAAGUUUGGUUACGUUGUAGCAGCUGGAGAAUCGCAGCCGAGGCGAAUAAUCUAAGUCCAUGGAAAACGGUCCCGGAAGAAUGUGUUGAGUAUGUUAAGGAAUAUAUGUUGUCUAAAAGAUAUGAGAUUGAUCUUGAAACUGUGUCCAAGGAAGCUUUGGAGUUUGCCAAGAGUUUUGAGUUGAAUGGUGAUGGAAUGGAUGCUUGGAUAUUCGAUAUCGAUGAAACUUUGCUGUCGAAUUUGCCUUAUUAUGCACAACAUGGUUAUGGGUCAGAGAUUUUUGACAGUAAUCAAUUUGACAUAUGGGUCCUUGAGGGAAUGGCACUGACGAUUGAACCUAGCUUGAAGCUGUAUGAGGAGGUCUCAAAGCUCGGGUUUAAGAUUCUCUUGUUGACAGGACGCACUGAGAGCAAGAGGAGUAUUACCGUAAAUAAUUUGAUGAAGGCGGGAUUUGAGAAUUGGGACAGACUCAUUUUGAGAGGUGCUGAAGACCAUGGAAAGACUGCAGAAGCAUUUAAGUCGGAAAAGAGAAAAGAGAUCAUGGAAGAGGGGUUUCGAAUUAUUGGAAAUUCAGGUGAUCAGUGGAGUGACUUAUUAGAUUCAGCAGUCUCAUUGAGAUCAUUUAAGCUUUCAAACCCCAUGUACUUUAUAUCUUGAUUGUUCGGACAUUUUUUAUUGUGAGAAAUUGAGAAUUGUAAAGAUUUGAAAUGAACUUAAUAUAUAUGCUAUGUGGGAACGGAAUUCCAACUGAAACAUUUUCGGUUA
Erigeron canadensis is the source of this 993-nucleotide messenger RNA. Its product is annotated as acid phosphatase 1-like. The record is from RefSeq and is a predicted model, not a curated record. The coding region runs from base 121 to 885 and encodes 254 amino acids. Lineage: Eukaryota; Viridiplantae; Streptophyta; Magnoliopsida; Asterales; Asteraceae. Gene Ontology annotation, molecular function: acid phosphatase activity. The transcript has 3 exons.